CGUAUUUCACUAAAGGAUAUUCAUGGCGAUCUAAAUAUAUAUUAUAAUAUUUACACUACAAAUUCACAGAGAACCGUAUCACAUGAAAUCAUUGAGGUACUGAUGCUGACAUUUUCCCUGAACGAAACAUUACAGAUGGCGCUCUCUGCGAAAGAGGGCGCCCAUGGGUCAAGAUGGCAGCCUCCAGUGACUUUCUAAAUUGUCUCAACACAGUGUAAUGUGUAUCUCUAUCACCGAGCUAUGUACUGUUUAAAAGCAAUCGAAUGGGCCAGUUUGGUGUGUGCACCCUCAUUAAGUACAGUAUAGCCUAAAACACUUGUAAAAUGUAUGCCACAAGUAGACAUAUACUUCGGUGCAGCAACCGGUUGCACUGCCAGUGCCACUUCAACUUGCCAAAGCCCACUCUGGUUAGUCACCGCCGCAGUAUUAAUAAUGAGGCUGACCGGCAGAGAAACACACCAGGUUUAGCAAAAAGAAAUGCAAUGUUUAUUGGUGAGCAUUGCGUGAACGACCAAAGUUCUGCGAACUCGAACGCGCCGGUUCUGUACCGACGGAAAGGUCAGCGCCAUACUCUGGCGAGCGACUCAGAGACUACUUACGAGCGCGAGAGAAAAAUUGACCCCCGGUCGGUCCACGCCGGGUACUCAGUGAUACGACAGGUCCCAUCAUUAGGCCGGGUGAUGGGAUUGCGGACAGAACGAUGUUUACUGAUGCAGGCACGUCGAUGCCAGCCGAUUUUACAGACAAGACAUGCGUCCACAUACUUGGCAUCCUUCCUGGACUCUGCUCCGGUUCAUACAGCACAGAAUGUGUGAUGCAGUCGAUACACGACACGUCCGGGUUGCCGUGGUGGGCGAGCAUCGUCGUGACGACGUGCCUGCUGCGAAGCGCCAUCACUCUGCCUCUCGCCAUCUACCAGGCGCACAUUCUGGCAAAAGUCGAAGGGCUGCAACCAGAGAUCAAGACCAUAGCUGAAGGUCUGAAGAAAGAGGUGUCUGUAGCAAAGAAGAUGUAUAAAUGGGGUGAAAAGACAACGAGGCUUCAAUUCAAGAUAAAUAUUCGCCGGCGGCCACGUCGGACAGCUGUACGUGAGAGACAACUGAGGCCCACCCCGCGAAAUGCCUCAGCCUGUACAUCAGUUCUGAACAUGUUCUGGUGUUUUGCAGUGCCUCAGCCUGUACUAUCAAGUUUUGCAGUGCCUCAGCCUGUACUAUCAGUUCUGACAUGUUCUGUGUUUUGCAGUGCCUCAGCCUGUACUAUCAGUUCUGACAUGUUCUGUGUUUUGCAGUGCCUCAGCCUGUACUGGGUGAGUUCCAGCACGUUCGGUCUCGCGCAGAACGUUGCUCUCAAGUUUCCGUCCGUGCGGCGCGCGUGUCGCAUUCCGCCCGCACCCAGCGAGAGCCAGACGCCGUUCCGCGACAUGGUGGCGCACUUCCGAGCGAGGCGGGCGCGGGCCGACGCGUCAACAAAGGACACGUCAGCGUCAACGAAGGACACGUCAGCGUCAACAUAGACCACAUCGAUGAAGGAUACUUGACGAUUUCGUGUUUCGAAACUUGUAAUAAAUUUCGAGAGCUAAUCUUCAA
This is a messenger RNA of Priapulus caudatus, 1586 nucleotides long. RefSeq names its product mitochondrial inner membrane protein COX18-like. The coding region runs from base 701 to 1513 and encodes 270 amino acids. Lineage: Eukaryota; Metazoa; Priapulida; Priapulimorpha; Priapulimorphida; Priapulidae. The record is from RefSeq and is a predicted model, not a curated record. Gene Ontology annotation, molecular function: membrane insertase activity. Gene Ontology annotation, cellular component: mitochondrial inner membrane. Gene Ontology annotation, biological process: protein insertion into mitochondrial inner membrane from matrix; mitochondrial respiratory chain complex IV assembly. The transcript is spliced from 6 exons.